GCUCUGCUGUCAGACACUGACGUUCAGCUCUUUAACUCAGACUCAGAACACAGUUCUAGAUGUUAUUAGAGCCUGAGGAUGGUUCUGGACGUUAUUGGAGACUGAAGAUGGUCCUGGAUGUGAUUGGUGCCUGAUGACUGUUCUCUGCAUUACUGGAGCCUGGACUGUUCUAGAUGUUCUUCUAGGACGGUUCUGAGAGGUACUGGGGUCCACUGUGGUGGAGCUGGGCUGGUAUGAAGGAUUUUGGUGGGUGUUCAGUUCUGGAUCUGAUCAGCUGGGUGUGAGAGCAGCUCUGAUGCUGCUGCAUUUCGAGCUCCUUCUCUGCUGCAUCAUCAGCGGCUGUUCGGCACUGUGGAGACCAUGUACAGAUCUGCUGCCGCUGGACUUGCUGAGGCGGGUGGUUCCGGCGGGGGGCAUGUAUCAGAGCCACGUGCGGUUGGUCCAGUCUCAGGGCGCACGGGGUGUGAAGUUCUCUGGACCUCCUCAGGCUCUCAGCUUCCCCGCAGCUCCGCUCUUCACCAACUGCAACUUCUUCCCUGCUGAGUUCUCCAUCGUGGUCACGCUAAAGAUACCACAGCUAGCUCCUAACAGAGAUGAGUAUAUCUUCACUCUGCUGGACGGAGAUUCGAACCGGUUGUUGUUAGGCCUUCGUCUGGCCCGUGAUAAACUCCACUUCCUCCAGCGCUCCCGGCGAGUGACCUUCAGGGCCGUGGGGCUGGCAGACGGCCGCUGGCACACACUGGUGUUAGCUGUCACCGGACACUACAGCAUCCUUACUGUGGACUGUGGAAUCCCCCUUGAGCUGCAGACAGAGAAACCUUUCCCUGAGGAUCUGAACACUAAAGGCUCCACCUUUUUCAUAGGCAGCAGGAGAAGGUGGAAUGGACUGUUCUCGGGUCUCAUGAGACAGCUGGUUCUGUUACCCGGUUCUGAUGCGUCCUCUCGGGUUUGUCCGUCCUCUCAGCCUCGACUGUCUAUCCUAUCCGUCCCUGAGGUUCUGUUACACCUGCCAAUCAAACCACCGACCAAUGAGCUUCCACUCUACCCGUACGAGGCUGAGGUGCGGGUCAGUCCGGUGGUCCCUCUCUGUGGGGUGGGUGAGGAGGGUCAGCUGUGGUUCAGUACGGUGAAGAGAGGCCUGUUCCUGUGCGAUGGAAACACGUGGAUCACCAUGUUACAGGAGAAAGAGAGGCUGGACUAUGUGGAGGAAUACCAGGAUCUCUUCACCGUCUCAGAGACGUUUGAUAUCGAAGUGUUCAGCAUCCCGUCUGUGGGACUCUUCAUGGCGACUGCGAACCGAGACCAGGGCUCGACUGUGUACCGGUGGACCAACGGCAGGUUCGAGAGAUACCAGAACAUCAGCACCCACGACGCUCAGGCGUGGAAGUUCUUCACUGUGGGGAAAGAGAGUUUCCUGGUGGUCGCUAACUCCGGCAGUAAUGGUGGUCAGGAGGUGUCGGUGAUCUAUAGGUGGAAUAAGCGAACGCUGAGGUUUGUUGUGUAUCAGAAGCUACAGACGCACAGCGCCCGUGACUGGGAGGCUUUCCACAUCCACAACGAGGCCUUCCUCGCCGUGGCCAAUCACAGACAAGGUGAAAUGAACCACAACAUUGACAGUGUGAUCUACAAGUGGAACCCAAACACCAAGAGGUUUGAAGUGAAUCAGACCAUCGCCACGUCUGGAGCUUACGACUGGGAGUUCUUCACCAUUGGCCCGUACUACUUCCUGGUGGUGGCCAACACCUUUAAUGGAAAGUCCACCGUCAUCAACUCCACCAUCUACAUCUGGCUGGGAGGAGCAUUCCAGCCGUUCCAGUCCAUCAUGACCACUGGAGCGAUAGACUGGGAGAUGUUCCAGAUUGGGAACAGGUUCUUCCUGGCUGUGGCUAACAGUCAGAGACUCGAUGGCUCUGGCUCGAUUCUUUAUAAUAUCAACUCCACCAUCUACGAGCUCAACAUGACCUCACAGACCUUCGUUAAAUUCCAGGACAUCACAACCAGCAGUGCUCUGGACUGGGAGUUUUUCACCGUGGGGGAUGAUAAGUUCUUGGUGGUGGCGAACUCAUAUGAUGGAAACUCCUACUCACUGAAUAGUGUUAUCUACAGGUGGCAGGGUUAUGAGAGGUUCGUUCCUGUUCACACUCUGAGCACUAACGGAUGCCGAGAUUGGGAAUUCUUCACUUCCUCAGACGGAUCCUACCUCAUCUCCUCCAGCGCCAGACAGGCCCUGUCCAAGAUCCUCAGACUCAGAACCUACUAUCAGCACUGACCCGCUGCCAGUCCAGUUAUCACUACACUAAAGCUGCAUGCUAGAACUCUGUACUGGACACAGUAACGUCCAGUCAUCACUACACUAAAGCUGCACAUUGGAACUCUGAACUGGACACAGUGACGUCCAGUUAUCACUACACUAAAACUGCACGCUAGAACUCUGAACUGGACACAGUAACGUCCAGUCAUCACUACACUAAAGCUGCAUGCUAGAACUCUGAACUGGACACAGUAACGUCCAGUCAUCACUACACUAAAGCUGCACACUGGAACUCUGAACUGGACACAGUGAC
Molecule: messenger RNA, 2564 nt
Organism: Colossoma macropomum (tambaqui)
Lineage: Eukaryota; Metazoa; Chordata; Actinopteri; Characiformes; Serrasalmidae
Gene: tspearb
Product: thrombospondin-type laminin G domain and EAR repeats b
Exons: 13
Coding region: 296-2269 (657 amino acids)
Biological process (GO): signal transduction
Source: RefSeq, a predicted model, not a curated record